CCUUCUCAUCUCAGCCUCACCUUCGAACCAUUUGCUUCCAAGAAACUUCUCAAGAAUCCCACGCCAGGCACUGCCAUGGAUCUUUCCAUGGCUACCUGCCCGGAAGACUCCCUCCUGCUCCUCCUCCCGGCUACCACCCUGCUCCCACCCCUGCUCGCCGUGCUUCUCCUCGCCGCCUCCCUCCUGUGGCUCUCACCGGGCGGUCCGGCGUGGGCCUUGUCCCUCUGCCGUCGCCCGCCUCCAGGCCCACCAGGCGUGGUCACCGCGCUCUCCAGCCCCGUGGCGCACCGCGUCAUGGCGGCGCUGUCCCGCUCUGUCCAUGGCGGCGCGGCAUUGAUGUCCUUCUCCGUCGGCCUCACCCGCGUGGUCGUGUCGAGCCGGCAAGAUACGGCGCGUGAGAUACUCGUCAACCCGGCGUUCGGCGACCGCCCUGUGAAGGACGCGGCGCGCCACCUCCUCUUCCACCGCGCAAUGGGCUUCGCCCCGUCGGGCGACGCUCACUGGCGUGCCCUCCGCCGUCUCGCCGCGGCGCACCUCUUCGGCCCGCGCCGCGUGGCGGCCUCCGCACCCCAUCGCUCCUCUAUUGGGACGCGCAUGCUCGGCGACGUCGCCUCCCUCAUGGCCCGCCACGGCGAAGUCGCCCCUCGGCGGUUCCUGCACGCGGCGUCCCUAAACCACGUCAUGGCCGUCGUCUUCGGCAAGCGCUACGAUGACUUCACAAGCCAAGAAGGAGUCGUCGUGGAGGAGAUGGUAAACGAAGGGUACGACCUCCUCGGCAAGUUCAACUGGGCAGAUCACCUGCCAUUCCUCAAGUGGCUCGACCUCCAGGGCGUGCGACGCCGGUGCAACAGGUUAGUCCGGCAGGUGGAGGCGUAUGUCGGUAACAUCAUUCAGGAGCACAAAGCGAGGCGCGCCAGCGGAUCAGGCAUUGCGGAUGAGCUCUCCGGCGACUUCGUCGAUGUGCUCCUCGGCCUCGACGGAGAAGACAAGAUGUCAGAGUCCGACAUGAUCGCCGUUCUUUGGGAGAUGAUCUUUCGAGGGACGGACACGGUGGCGAUCUUGAUGGAGUGGAUCAUGGCCAGGAUGGUGCUGCACCCGGAGAUCCAGUCGAAGGCCCGGGCGGAGCUGGACGCCGUGGUGGGGCGGGGCAGGGCCGUGAUGGACGAGGACGUGGCGAGGCUCCCCUACAUCCAGUGCAUCGUCAAGGAGACGCUGCGCAUGCACCCGCCGGGCCCGCUCCUCUCGUGGGCGCGGCUGGCCGUGCACGACGCGCACGUCGGCGGCCACCUCGUCCCGGCCGGCACGACGGCGAUGGUGAACAUGUGGGCCAUCGCGCACGACGCGGCGGUGUGGCCCGAGCCGGAGCUGUUCCGGCCGGAGCGGUUCAUGGAGGAGGAGGUGAGCGUGCUGGGCAGCGACCUCCGCCUGGCCCCGUUCGGCGCCGGGCGGCGCGUGUGCCCCGGCAAGAUGCUGGCCCUCGCCACCGUCCACCUCUGGCUCGCCCAGCUGCUGCACCGGUUCGAGUGGGCUCCCGCGACCGCGGCCUCGGGGGGCGUCGACCUGUCAGAGCGCCUGAAGAUGUCGCUGGAGAUGGCCACGCCGCUGGUCUGCAGGGCCGUGGCUCGCUAGGGCCAGAGAGAGCUGCACCUGCAUGCUACCGCCGCCGUCUACGUUACCUAGCCUGUCGGCGGCGCCAGCGUUACUUGCUUUAUUGCCUAGUAUUUAUUGGCUAGCCGUUGGAGGCUAGCUUGCCAGGGUCUAGUAGCACUACUGCUUUUUGGUCAUCUCCAUGCAUGUACGGCUAGCUAGCUCCGUCUUUGCGCGGCCGAUCCGUUAGCCAUUGAAGGAAACUAUAGCUAGCCAUGGGUUACUCCUGCUCGAGGUCAGCGAGCAAUCGCGCAUGCUGUCUUGAUGGGGUAAUUUUGGUCUUCUAGAUGGAGAGUUAUUAGUGUGUUUUGUUUUUGUUCGGGAGAAACAUCUGGUGUCUGUGAGUGUGAGUUGUCAUGUCGAGUCGUAGUAGCGUGGUGCUUCAAGAAAAUUUGUAGUGAGAUUUUGAAUAUUUUUGAAUCCGUGAAACAUUUGUCCUGCA
Molecule: messenger RNA, 2089 nt
Organism: Triticum aestivum (bread wheat)
Lineage: Eukaryota; Viridiplantae; Streptophyta; Magnoliopsida; Poales; Poaceae
Product: cytochrome P450 78A5
Exons: 2
Coding region: 76-1629 (517 amino acids)
Molecular function (GO): iron ion binding; monooxygenase activity; heme binding
Source: RefSeq, a predicted model, not a curated record